Molecule: messenger RNA, 1218 nt
Organism: Symsagittifera roscoffensis
Lineage: Eukaryota; Metazoa; Xenacoelomorpha; Acoela; Convolutidae
Product: N-formyl peptide receptor 3-like
Exons: 3
Coding region: 76-1158 (360 amino acids)
Biological process (GO): neuropeptide signaling pathway
Cellular component (GO): plasma membrane
Molecular function (GO): G protein-coupled peptide receptor activity
Source: RefSeq, a predicted model, not a curated record
AAUAGUUUGUCUCUAUGGCAUUAUACAUCGGUGCUGCAAAGAACAGUUGAUACGAUCUGAUAUUUUAGCAAAAAAAUGUCCGUUUCGAUCGAAAUAUUAUCUGAAAAUUAUACAUUAGACCUUUCAGUCCCGGACGUCAAGUGGAAUUUUUUGGGCAUAGCAACAAAUAUAUUCGAUAUAGUCGGCCUCUGUUUCAUGUUACUUGGGUUUCUGCUUAAUUACUUCUGCUACAUUACUGGAAAUCAUCUGCCCGAGUCAUCGAGUGCCACUUUGAUGAAGUAUGUCGCAGUGUGGGACUCAAUUUCCCUCUUCAAAAUCGGAGUGCUUGGUAGCGGAAUGACCGCAAUGGGACUGCAGUGGGAAUUAUACUCGGAGGUGCUGUGCAAACUUUAUGGGUACUUUCGCAUGGUCUGCUCGUUUGCUGCAGCUUACCACGUCUUGCUACUGGCACUGGACCGCGUGAUAUUGCUGAAAGCCCCUGCUUGGCAUCACAACAAUGCGUCUGGUCGAAACAUAUUGCUUGCAAGCUGUAUAGUUACUGCAUUUGGCUUAAUAAUCAGUACUUCGGCGCUGUUGGUAUUUUCCAAGCAGAAUGGCGAAUGCGCUUUCACCCAACUAGAUGAUCAAAUUAUUCUGAGCCACGUUUUAAGAUCCUUCAACUUGCUGUUCAUAUUGCUGGGACCAUGCUUGACUCUGAUCAUCUGCAACAUUCUUUUUGUUCGAGAACUGAGAUCACGUGACGCUAAGAAACAGAAAACUCGGGCAACAGAUACAUGCAGAAACACUGCCACAGCUAGCUCACAAAACCAGCAGCGUCUAUUUCAAAAAAGGAAAAAUCUUCAAGAUUACAUCAAAAUGAUCAUGCUCAUGACUAGCGCCUAUCUAGUUUGCACUAUUUGUAUCAUUAUCAUGGUUUUUCUUAUCGCGAACACACCCAUGAACUCAGCAUUAUGGCUCCUUUUAAAAUCAAUUUUGAGCAGUUUUUCAAUUCUGAAUGUUUCGGCUAACUUCUUUUUCUAUCUUUUGAGUGGCAACGCAUACCGAUCUUCGUUUGUGCGAGCGGUCUCUUCAAGAGUUCGCAAGACCAGAGAGCCGGAACCAGAAUCAGCAGUGACCAGAAAUGUGUCAACUGUAGCAGCAGCGACUACUCCCUUCUAAGCAUCUGGAAUGGUCACCAAUUUCGAUGAAUGGUUAAAACUCAAAUUAGAUGAAUCUUAA